This is a messenger RNA of Lachancea thermotolerans CBS 6340, 1665 nucleotides long. It is a transcript of the gene RTC5, whose product is annotated as Rtc5p. NCBI's taxonomy places the organism in Eukaryota, Fungi, Ascomycota, Saccharomycetes, Saccharomycetales, Saccharomycetaceae. The record is from RefSeq and is a predicted model, not a curated record. The coding region runs from base 1 to 1665 and encodes 554 amino acids. The transcript has a single exon.
AUGGGCCAGAAUAGUUCUAACACGGUUAGUAGCUCCCAAAGCAGUACACAUUUUGAGUCAGAAAAUGAUUUAUUAUCGUGGUACGACAAAAAAGCGCUGAAACUGGUCAGUACCCCGGAGUUGGUGUCUUAUAAAGGCAAUAUAGACGGCAAGCCUCUGGAUGCGGCGCUGAAUAGAAAAGAGUUGAUGAGGGUGUUGCGUCUUCAAAAUGCAAAUGAGGCGGUGGAAGGGCUCCUUUUCAACUGCGUUCAGACUUUGGCCAACUUCCCUUUAAUAAAGGACUGUUACGAGAACGUCACAUACAUGGGCGUUUUGAAAAGCUGUGUACUGCUAAACAAAAAUCGGUGCUUGGAAUACGUACAGGACAAGCGCUAUAAUCACACGAAGCUCGUGUACAUAUCCCUGGCCUUGAACAAGGCAGUGAAGGAGAUGUCGUCCCUCCCGAACUCCAAUGAUUCUCUGGACGCACCCAAAGUGAUCGCAACCUUCAAUAACGUGGCGGAAGAAGAGCUCGUGGUGCCCGCAGAAACAAUGCUGGAGUUUCUGACUCUGAUGCUCACAAUGUCGAAGGCUACUGUCAUCAAGAACUCGAGGCUGGACGUCAAUAUCAGCGAGAAAUGGGACUCGUUCAAGACUUGUGCAUUGAGCAUACUGCGAACAAUGAACACAGACAUUCUAACUUCACAGGAUGCCUUGAAAAAUGUUAUAUCGUACACACAGUUUCAGAACGUUAUAUCUUCCGUGUGCCCAAAUUUGCUCGUACCCUUAGAAUGCCUCAUGGAGCAUGUUUUGUUCUUGAACAGAGACCUUGUUGAUUUAGAGGCGUCAAAACCCCUGAUACCCCAGUCGAAGCUUGUGACGGAACCGCUACUGGCACAGCUCGCAACUGUUUGGCCAAGAGAGCUUGUUUUCUCUAGGCUUCAAAAGUUGUACGUUGGAAGGGAUAGCGGAUUUUCAAUGCGAUCCUUCCAAGCAAAGGCCUUCAAAUGGAUGGCACCAUCGAUUUUGCUUGUUCAAGGCUCAAGAAUCCCGGACGACCAAGAUUACGCAAAGAACAAAAACCAGCGUUACAAAAAGUUCCUAGAUGAGUACCCACGGUUGAAAGACGAAGACCAACAUAUUCUUCCAGCUUUAUCUGGUAAGAGAAAGCUUCUAUUUGCAAUAUUAAUUAAUGAGCCAUGGAAGGUCACAAAUUCAGAGCUUUUCGGUGACAUCAAAACUACAAUAGUGCAGCUAUCGCCAAUUCAAGAGGUUUACAAAGCCAGUAAACCUGGAAAUGUGUACUUCAAUACCUUGGGUGGCGGAAUAGGGAUAGGCAGCCCUCAACCUAUCAUAAAGUCUAGUGGUGUCAAAUUUGUGCCAGGAAAUGUCUCGCUUACAAUCGAUCCCAACUUGGAAUUCGCAGCGUUCAGAAACGUUGGUUUUGGCGGAAGCAUAGCUCCUUCUAAUACUCCUACCAGUGAGCAUAAGUUUUUGAUACAGGAUAUUGAAACAUGGGGCUGCGGAGGCGAAAAGGAGUUAGAAGAGCAAAUGAAGAAUUGGGAAUGGGAAGAGGCUGAGGCCCAGCGCCGGCAACGCAUAAACCUAAAAAGCGUAAACGAUGACAGGGCACUUUUGGAACUUGCUGGUUUGGUCGGGCAGAACCAAAGCGGUGGUUCUGUUUAA